AUGGCAGUGACUGCUGUAGAUGGUGAAUUCGUGCGGAGAUUACAAAAGGAGGAGGAGGUGCAACGCUCGAGGAAAGAUUCAAGACGACCGAGAUACUCGAAAUUCUCCCAACAAGAGCUUAGCUCGUGCAAACCCUUAUUGACGCCUAGAUGCACUGUCGUGUUGUUCGUUUUGGUCGGUGCGACAUGCAUUCUCAUUGGUAUGUACGCAUUAUACGCUUCUUGGUCGGUUGUGGAGCUUGUGAAUAGGUAUGACACGUUUUGUGUUAUGAAACACGCAACAAGUGCAAACCCAUUGACGACAAACGAGGAGAAGUCCGCUUACAUGAAAAAUUACAAUAAGCAGAAGAACUGCACGAUCACUAUGGAAAUCGAUAAGCUGAUGACGCCACCCAUUUACGUUUACUACCAAUUGGGAAACUAUUUUCAGAACCAUAGGCGGUAUGUGAAGAGUAAGAGCGAACGGCAGCUCCGCGGACUCCCGCCCUCCAGUUCAGAGCUUAACGACUGCAAACCUCAGGACACAGCGAACGGGCAGGUUAUCAUCCCGUGUGGACUGAUUGCAUGGAGCCUCUUCAACGAUUCCUUCGAUUUCUCCAUCGACGACUUUAGCAGCGACAAUGGUACAAUAUUCAUUAACAAAACAGCAAUCUCAUGGAAGAGUGACCGGGAGGAAAGAUUCAAUAAUACCGUGUUUCCAACAAAUUUUCCCAACAACAACCGAACCACACUUGCGAAUGCUUCCCAAAUUGGAGGAGCUUCGCUUGACGAGAACUUACCACUGAACCGGCACGAAGACCUCAUGGUGUGGAUGCGUACAGCUGCUCUUCCUACGUUUCGCAAAAUCUACGGCCGCAUCGAAACAGACCUGGUGCCCGGCACGAGACUGACUGUGAAUAUCAAUAACUUCUAUAACACGUAUGGCUUUGGUGGGAGCAAGAAACUCGUCCUAUCCACUGUGAGUUGGGUUGGUGGGAGGAAUGACUUCCUAGGGCUGUCAUACGUUGUAGUGGGAUGCGUUUGUAUCUUCAUCGGCCUGACGUUCAUGUACUUGCACUGGAAGCAUCCGCGGCCCUUAGGCGACAGAUCCCAUCUCUCCUGGGUGCGGAAGAAUGCGGCCAACUCCAGAGUGACGAGCUGA
This is a messenger RNA of Physcomitrium patens, 1140 nucleotides long. RefSeq names its product putative ALA-interacting subunit 4. Lineage: Eukaryota; Viridiplantae; Streptophyta; Bryopsida; Funariales; Funariaceae. The record is from RefSeq and is a predicted model, not a curated record. Gene Ontology annotation, cellular component: endoplasmic reticulum; plasma membrane; Golgi apparatus.